AUGUCAGAACAAGAGAAUGGUAUGCAGGAAAAACCGCAAUGGAUAGAACUCGAGCUUCCGGGUUUGUUUUCUACUGAUAAAGUUCGAGAACUCCAUGCAACAAUCCAACACGAUUGGGAUCCAUUGAGACGAUCAGCAUGCCAAACGGCAGCUGGAAGAGCUCUAUGGAAACAUGUGAUUGACGAUCCACUUGCAGAUUUGCUAGCAGGAGAAACAUACCUCAGAAACCUCCACGACAAGAUAAAGAAUGAUCAACUUAACAAUGCCCGAGAAAUUUCAGGGGUGCUUCUUGCAGUUCGAACCCUCUGGUUCGAUUCAAAUCUGGAAGCUGCUCUCAACUCUUUCAGUGGAGAUGCACAGGUUGUUUUCCUUGGCGCAGGAAUGGAUACAAGAGCAUACCGCCUAAGCUGCUUGAAGGAAAGCAGUGUCUUUGAAGUUGAUUUUCCAGAAGUCUUAGAUGUGAAAACAACUCUUCUACAGGCAGCCAUGGAAUCAAUGGAUGAACUUAAAUGUCCAAAAAUGAUGGCAAAAUCCCUACACAGAGUAGCAGCCGACAUCAGAAUUAAUGACUGGCCCGAAAAGCUUCAGACAUCAGGGUUCGUGCCACAGAAGAACACAGUAUGGGUGCUAGAAGGCAUCCUCUACUAUCUCUCUCAUACUCAAGCCAUGCAGGUGCUGAAGAGCAUAGCUGACAAGUGUGCCCUUGCCCACACAGUUCUGCUGGCAGAUUUCAUGAACAAACCAUCCACCACAAUGUCGAGUUCCAUCUUUCAUUUCUACAGUGAUUGGCCUGAUCAUCUUUUGCCUCCUCUAGGAUUUUCCAAUGUAAGGCUUUCACAAAUUGGUGAUCCUGAUGCUCAUUUUGGUCUCAUGGAUGACCCAUUAAAUCUGUUCAACAGGCUCCGCAGCUUGCCCAGAUCAAUGCAGACCUACCCUGAAGAUGGAAAGCCUUGUUGUCGUUUGUAUUUGGUGCAGGCAUCUGGUUUGCCUGAUCAAACUAACCAACAGUAAGAACAAUUCGGCUGUAUAGUUGAAAUAAUACGCAUAAAGCAUUGCACCCCAUUUAUAGCAUAAGUGUAAGAAUCACUCUUUUCAGUAUUUGCACCUGUGUGUUCGAUUCUCCAAGUAAUUCACCAGUAUAUUGCAGCA
Messenger RNA from Mercurialis annua (annual mercury), 1149 nucleotides. RefSeq lists its product as uncharacterized. The coding region runs from base 1 to 1011 and encodes 336 amino acids. Gene Ontology annotation, molecular function: methyltransferase activity. The record is from RefSeq and is a predicted model, not a curated record. Lineage: Eukaryota; Viridiplantae; Streptophyta; Magnoliopsida; Malpighiales; Euphorbiaceae. The transcript has 2 exons. Gene Ontology annotation, biological process: methylation.